GGACUGGUCUGAAUCUAGGAAGUUGAGGGGAAGGGGAGGAAUUACCGACAAAUGCAUUUUAAUGUAAAUACAGUAGAUUAACGGAGAAAACGCUGAAUAGAUAAAAAAAAUAUGAAAAAACAUGGGUUGGCUGGUUUGGAUCGUUUUAAAAAUAAAUACAGGUCAAGAUAUUGUAAUGCUGCUGGGUUACCAGAAAUCCCUGAUUUGGCACCUGGUCAAAAUGUAAUGUCUGCAAUACAUGAUUAUUUUAAAGACACAAGUGGUGGUAUAGAGGAAAAUACUUCUAAUCAAGUUAGCUGGUCAACUCCUGUAAGUGAGACUUCAAGUAAACUUUCUGCACCACAGAGCAAUCAGAAACUUGCACCUAGCCCACAUUUUAGAACAGUGCCACCUGGGUUUCAGAUUACUUCUACACCUCACAUUCCAAAAUCUAAAGAAGUGCUUCACAGCACAGGACACCACCACAAAAGUAAAGCAUUUCAUGACGGGGUAAAAAGUACUUUAAAUAAAACAAACAAAAAUAGCUUGGAACCUGAAUAUGCCAAGGAAGGGGCUGAUAUUACAAGUGAUUCUAAGCAAAAUAAUGGAGAGUUUAUCAAGAUCAAUGCUAUUUUUGCAGAAGUAGAAAAAGAAAUCACAAGCACAUCUUCUUUAGGCAGAAACAUUGCUGAACCCAUGUUUCAGAAUUUCACAAAUGAAAAUCCAACUACUAAGAAAAGGUUUUCAGAAGCUAUUCUCAAUCCAUCAUGUACUGCUUUAGUUGCUCCUUCAGGACAACAACCAGAAGAAGAAGAGUUUGUUAUUGAUGAAGCUGAUAGCUUCAUUUUAAAGUCAUGGAUUUCAAACCCUCCGAAAAAGAAGGCACCAUCAGUAGGAUCUGGGACAAAAAAUGACACAUAUCAAUCUGACGCUGAUAAGAAAAAAUACAUAUUAGGAGGCAAAGAUGCGCUUGCCAGUGAAUGUAGCUCUUUGGAACAUGCUUUGCCUAAAGCUUCUUCAAAUAAGGAAAUUACUGUGCAGCCUAAGAAAAGGCAGAGCAAUGCAUUUGUAAUGAAAAACCAACAGGAAGCAGUAUUACAUUCAUCUACGUUACAAGAUGGCCAUAUACUUGAUCAAGCUGCUGUAAAUUUGUUCUCUCUGUCAUCAAAAAAGGAUAAAAAAUCAGAUGAAGCAAAAAUAUAUAUUAAAUCUCCUCACAGAGGACAGCAUGCUAAGAAAGAGUUUGCUUUGAAUAGUCCAAAGGAUAAGUUCCUGAAUUCUGCAAGUAAACAAUCAUUGUCUUCAGAGAGCAAAAACAUAUCUAAUCUGCCACAGAAGAGUUUAAAGGCUCUUCUUCACAGGGCAGAUGUUCAGGAUGCAUUGCCAAGUACAUCUGUUGGUAAUAAAACCAGUAAGCAGCUAAUUUUGUUACACAAAUCUGGUAAAGAUGAUGUUAUUUUAGCAAGUAAUAUUGAUGAAGAGGACAAUGUUGAUGUGGUCAGCGGAGCAGCAAUUCUUUUUGUAGAAGAAGUGAAAGACAAUAUAACUGACACUCAAGCAAAACCUCCAGAACGGACUUAUAUACUUGAUAAUUCAGCGGUGCAAGAACCUGCAAGUCCCACUAUUAAACUUCCUACAAAGAAGAGGUUAAGCUUCAGAGAUACUCCUUUGAAGGGAAAAACCACUGUGGAAUUGAACAAACUUGGAGAAAUUUCUAAAAGAGAAGAAUUGCGGCGUACUGCUGAAAAGAAAAAACAAUUUGAAGAUGUCAUCCCUUUUACAGAGAGUAAAUAUGUAAAGUCACAUCUCCAAAAAACAGCGUCUAAAGGUCAUAGUGAAUAUAGUGCACAACCUUCAGCUUCUUUAUCUGGCAAAACUGACAAUGAAACUGGUUUAUUGAAAAAAAAUAUGGAAAUAGGGAACCUUACAUCAAUACAAUUCUCCAAGCAAUUAAAGAAGCAGAACAAUUCUGAAGUAAAAAGACCAUUGUCUUCCCUUUUUUUACAAGCAGCCACCACUGGACAUGCCGUAAGCAGUUUAGUUUCGGAUGUUAAGCUGGAUCUUCCGGCUCCUGUUGCUUCUCUGCCUCCUGCCCAGCACGCUAUAGAAGAUGAUGAAUUUAUAAUAGAUGAAGCAGACAGCCUAAUUUUGAAGUCAUGGAUUUCAAUUCCAAAAAAGGAAAAGCCACCGUCUAAAGUGCCAGUUUCAAAAACUGAAAAAUCGCAUUCAGACACAGGAAUGAAAAAAAUAGACCAUGAAAGUAACAGAUCUGGAGCUGGCAUAUGCAAUGACAAUGAUCAACAAAAAAAUGAUAUAGAAAUAGCUAAUGAUUAUGAGAAAUUAGUUAAUCAACCUGUACCAGAUGGAAGCCCUCCCAAGGUGGCGAACGUUUUAAAAUCAUCAAAAAAAGACUUCAAUUUAAGGAAAAAAACACCUUCAAUAGAGACAGUAUCAAAGAAAGAUAGAGGCAUAAGAACUGCAAAAAAGAAUGUGAUUGUUCCUAAAAAAACUCCAUUAAUCAAGCAACUUGAUUUGCCGGAUGAAAAUGCUGAUGAACAUAGGUCAGAAGAAGACGUUAAUGCUGCUACAUCACCAAUUAGAGAUGCUGCUCUGAGAAAUGAAGUUACUUCACAAACAAAAGUUUCAACUAGAGACAGUAAUAAUAUUAAUCCUAUAAAGACACCGGUCAAACUUAGAAAUCCUCAAUUAGAGCAACCUGAAACAGAACGUGAAUACAUUGAGGAAGUAAAUCAGUCAAAACAGGCAUUGCCAAAAACAUCUUUAAAAAAGGCUGGUUUGAAGGAAAAAGAUACAUCCCAAAGAGUAAAAAGCAAACCGGCAGUAAAAAAGAAAGGGCAUAAAAAAGCAAGGACUCGUUCCAAAAUUCUACAGUCACCGCUGUCUCCCUACAAUAAUUGUAAUAUACAGAAUGUUGUAAGCCCUAAUGCUCAGUCUGAAGAAAAUAUUGUAUCUGGUGAGGAAAAUAAGAGCAAACAAACACGAUUCAAAGGUCGAAAUUCUAGGAAAGACAUUCCUUUGGAACAGGAAUUUUCUUCAACUCCAGUUGAUAAAAGUCGGAAGUCUGUAAAUAUGCACACAACCUUUUCUCCAGGAAAGCAGAAUGCAUCAAAAGGCAAGAUGGAUAAACAAAAAAUGCAGGGUGAUAUUAUGCCAAAUACAAAACAACUAAAACCAUUUCAUACAGAGGACAGUUUAGGACUGCAAACUCCAAGUAUGGAAGGCAGGUUCCAUGAUGCUGCUGUGAAGACAGGUAGUCGCAGUCAACGGAUACAGAAACCUCCUUCAUCUUGGUGGAUGGUUUCACCAACUACAAUCAAUACAACUUUUUCCAUUGAAAACAAGUUACCUCAGAAACAAUCUAAAAGAAACAGCAAAUGGCAUAAGAAAGAAGCAAGGUCCAAACAUGUGUCAAAAAUGAAAAAAGGAAAGACUAAGAACCUAAAAACUGCCUCAGAACUUCAAGCUUCUCAGGCAACUAAUAUUACAGAGACAAUCAAAAACACUACUUUGUCUGAUGAUCCAGAUCCUCCAGUCAAUACAGAUUCCAGUGCCAUAACAAAAGCAACUCUUUCAGAGCUUCCAGAUUCCCAGGCCAUUAAAGAUAAUGUUACUGAAAGAAAAUUGCCUGCUAACAAGCAAACAAAAAUAAACAAACACAAAGAUAAGAGUGCAGUGACUAAACAAAGGCAAAGACGUGCAAUUGUAUCUGAAAAUUCUAGCACAGAGGAAACACCCGCUCUUACUAUCAUGAAACAAAUUACCUUAUCAGGGCAUAAGAAAGAAGAAAGGUCCAAACAUGUGUCAAAAAUGAAAAAAGAAAAGACUAAGAACCUAAAAAAUACAACUUCCUCAGAACUUCAAGCUUCUCAGGCAACUAAUAUUACAGAGACAAUCAAAAACACUACUUGGUCUGAUGAUCCAGAUCCUCCAGUCAAUACAGAUUCCAGUGCCAUAACAAAAGCAACUCUUUCAGACCUUCCAGAUUCCAAGGCCAUUAAAGAUAAUGAUACUGAAAGAAAGUUGCCUGCUAACAAGCAAACUAAAAUAAACAAACACAAAGAUAAGAGCGCAGUGACCAAACAAAGGCAAAGACGUGCAAUUGUAUCUGAUGAUUUCAAUGAAGAGGAAACACCCACAACUGCUACCACUGUCCAGGUAUUCGCUCCGGAAAUCCAGACAAGGAAGCGAAAGGUUCCAGAAGAAGCAGAUUCCCAAAACAGUGAAAUGCCUCCAGUUCCGAAGAUAGCAAAAUCCAUUCUUAAAAGAAGAAGUGAGAAUUUAGAAAAACCUUUGCAUACAGAGAAAACAAAUCUAAAUAGCACAGAGGAAAGUGAAGCAGACAGAAGUGCAGAUGAUUUUUGCAAACUGCCAAAAAAACGUAUAUCCCGUAUCUCUACACUGAGAUCAUCACUUAAACCAAACAACUGUGGAGAAAAUGUUCCUAAAUUUAGGGGAUCGUUGGCUUCAUUUGGUGCUGCUUAUCACAUAACUCCUCAUGCAGAGAAAACGUCACCUGAGAAACUUAUUGAGAAUGACUCUCCAUUUCAGACAAAUUGUGAUAUUGCUUUAAAACCCCCUAUUCAGUCACCCCAAAAGAAUGUUCAAUCAGAAAGUCCUACCAGAACUGAGAAUAUGGAAGUUGAGGUUUCAAGCUCUGAAAACAGCACUGAACAGCCUGCAUUAAGUUUCAAAAAUCAAGAAACACCAACAAAAAAUGGAAUCAUAAAUUCAUCGACUGAGAGCAAUUCAUGCGAAGCGAAUAAUUCCUCUGAAUGUGAGGUACUGGUUAAUAAUCGCAGUUCCUACUUAAGAAGUGGAAGUGGUCCUGCUGUUUCAAGGGCUGUCAGAUUCACCAGAGCUGAUGAUAAGCCACUGGCAUAUGAUCAUUAUGAAUCUUCAGCAUCUGAUAUAGAACCCAUGGAAGAUGCCGAACAAAAAUCUACUCUGAAGAGGAAAAUUGUUCUUCCUUCAAAUACACCAAAUGUUCGUCGCUCCAAAAGGACAAAAGUGAAGCCAUUGGAAUAUUGGAGAGGAGAACGCGUAGAAUACAAAGUCAGACAAUCAGGAGGCCUGGUGGUUGAAGGAAUCCUUGCCCCAGUUAAUGAAGAUCCUGCCAGAAAAGCUGUGUCUAAAAGAAAGGAUGUGCAUAAAGUAGAAAAAGUGCCAAAUUUUGAACAUAAUACAGAAGACAUAGAGCCAACAACUGUACUUCACUCACUUAAUGGAACAGAAAUAUUGGUUGAAUGUGUGAAAACUACUGAACACUGUCAUUUUAAUGAGUCAAGUGAAAUAUAUGUCUGCAAGAGCCUUAACCAACCAACAUUUUCAACUGGUAAAUUGAGCAUCGGCCCAUUACAAGAAAAAGGAUACCAGUUUGUCUGUCUAGACACAAUGGUUUUCUACAUCAUCCAAGGUUCACUGGAGGUGACAAUUUAUCAUACAAGAUACACCCUGAAAUCUGGAGAUCAUUUUUUUAUUCCUCCUGGUAAUAUGUAUAACAUAAAGAACCUUCUGAGAAAGGAAGCCAUUCUUCUUUUUACUCAGAUCAAGGGAAAACGCCUAGAAGAUGACGAUGACUAAAAUAAAACACAGUUUUUGUAAUUUUGUAUAAAGCUUAGACUAGACUCGGUUUCUUGUUUUUAUAUACAUAAAAUAAGGUGGAGCUCUUUUAUCUUUUGUAUAUAUGGUUGUUUAAAAAGAGACAUUUUCUUAAAUAUUUUGUGUACAGUCUGUCUAUUUUGUAUAUAUCUGUGUCAACAAUAUUUGAUCCCAAUUUAUUUAAAAAAAAAAAAAAGAAUUUGCUGAACUUGAGUAAUAUUUCCACCAUUUUAUUGCUAAAUAUCUUCUGGCAUUUAGAUACAUUAAAAAAAUGAUAAACAUUA
Messenger RNA from Bombina bombina (fire-bellied toad), 5882 nucleotides. RefSeq names its product centromere protein C (gene CENPC). The coding region runs from base 112 to 5580 and encodes 1822 amino acids. The record is from RefSeq and is a predicted model, not a curated record. Gene Ontology annotation, cellular component: kinetochore. Gene Ontology annotation, biological process: kinetochore assembly; attachment of mitotic spindle microtubules to kinetochore; spindle attachment to meiosis I kinetochore. The transcript is spliced from 23 exons. Gene Ontology annotation, molecular function: centromeric DNA binding. NCBI's taxonomy places the organism in Eukaryota, Metazoa, Chordata, Amphibia, Anura, Bombinatoridae.